Messenger RNA from Seminavis robusta, 1010 nucleotides. Lineage: Eukaryota; Bacillariophyta; Bacillariophyceae; Naviculales; Naviculaceae. The record is from the annotation of a GenBank genome assembly.
CGACCGCCUUGGCCGUCUUGGAACAACUUCGUUGUAAAACCCGGGAGAACACAUCCAUCCAGUAGAGAUAAGGCUACACGACCCGAUCUUUUAGAAAACACGAAUUCGCCGGAAGCUGGAACAUCGCGGUGGGAAUGGGAGUGCGGCAACUCACAAAACGCCUUGAACUCAGCUCUUUCUUCCAUUGGAAGAGCAUAACAACAGUGAUUACUGUGAACAAUUACUGAGUACGAGCAACCACUAGCUAGCUUGAAUGCAUGUAGAGCAUGGGAACCUUCCAAGUCGAAACCAUCAUCGAUGCUCCAAUUGCCGCGGUUUGGGACCGUCUGGCCGGAGACAUUGGUAGCAUUGCCGAGUGGAAUCCGGGUGUCCAAGAAUCCUACGUGCUGGACGGAGCCAAAAAGACGGGCCUUGGAGCACAGCGGCAUUGUGAUCUAGGAAACGGGAAUCAUUUGGAAGAAGAGGUUGUCAAGUUUGAACCCGAAACUGCCAUUACGUUUCGAAUCACCAAUAGCAACAUGCCCUUUGCCCGCGCCGACAUUCGAUUCUCCUUGGCAUCGGUAGAAACUGGGCACAACAACAGUGGCAGCAGUACCAAGGUUAUUGUUUCACCUGACUAUCAACUCAAGUACGGAUGCAUUGGCGAGUUCUUGGAUUGGAGCAUGGUCAAGAGAACCUACAAAAAGGGAAUGAAGAAUUUGUUGGGUGGGCUCAAGAAGGAUGUUGAGGCCAAUCAGCAACUACAGUCCUUCUUUCAAUAGCAACUCCACAAAGGAACUGUACUUUAGAAUAUGUUCUUAUAAUCAUUUUUGUUACUUCCUCUAACCAUUGUUUCGUCUCGUAGUGUACGUUCUGAGGGCUACCGGUACCGGUUGUGGUUUUCAAGCACGAGGUGCCCCAGCACCUGACCCGGUAAUGCACUAGCUAGUGCUGCUCCCUCUUGUGGAGGCAGUGACCGGCGAGCGACGACUUCCGGACAACUUGUGGAUUCGAUUCGAUUCGAUUCGAUU